AUGUCAACAAUCAUCGUAGGGUUACGAUACUAUUGCCGAUACUUUCUCAUGGGAUCAGUCAGUGCAAGCGAUCAUCUCAUGUUCGUCGCUCUUGUGGUUACAUGGGGCAACUUCGUCGUAAACUUCUAUCAAGACGAGACGAGCCGUCAUUCCCGUCCAAGCUAUCUGUUCAAACCAGAGGAGCAUCCAGAGGUCGUGGAACAUGUGCGCGGAAACCUUAUCUCAUGGUGGGUAUACCGCUUGACCUACACCAUUGGCCUAGGCUUCGUAAAACUCAGCAUCCUCUUCUUCUACCGCGCCAUCGCCGCCAACAAGACAUUCCGUCGGCUCGUGUACGCUACGAUCGCGUUUGUCUGCAUGUACACAUUUGCUGCGAGCAUGGCGUCCACCUUCCAAUGCGAAAACCCCUCAGACGCUUGGUCUACAGUCAACUACUUGGCACAGUUCGAUCGCGAUCCAAAAACCAAGCAAAUACAGGUCAAAUGCUUCGAUCCUAUCAAGCUCUGGGUGUUUUCCUCGGCCUCCAAUCUGAUAAGCGACAUCAUCAUUCUCAUGCUACCGCUACCGACGCUGCUCAGCCUUCGCAUACCCAUGGCCAAACGUCUGGCACUCAUUGGCAUAUUUUCUGUUGGAGUCAUGGCCAUCACUGCAUCGUCCGUACGAAUGUGGGUUAUGAUGCUGUGGGCCGAGUCACCUUAUAAUUCGGCGCGUUUUGGAAACGACCUCCUUCUGUGGGGUCAAGUUGAGACAAACAGUGGAAUCAUCUCCUCAUCUAUACCAUUCCUCCGUCUCUUAUUCCGCAGCAAACAAAAGGAAGAGCGGAGCGCAACGCCGAGGAAGGUUUACAAAGUCCCUUCGCAGCCUCUCCAGAUUGAUGCCUUUAGCCAGCACAAAGCACUCGACAUGGGCGAAUGGCCGCUCCGGGACGAGAAGAUGGCCACGGAGCAAUCCAAUUGCUUCAUCACCAUACACGCAGAUACGAUGCGUACUAGAGGCUCUGCUUGGGGUCCCUUCAUCACGAUACCGGAAAGCCUAAGCUCGAGCAGUAGAGGCGAGGCACAGCUGGAGCCCACACAUAACCCGCAUAUGACAGUGUAA
Molecule: messenger RNA, 1098 nt
Organism: Alternaria postmessia
Lineage: Eukaryota; Fungi; Ascomycota; Dothideomycetes; Pleosporales; Pleosporaceae
Exons: 4
Coding region: 1-1098 (365 amino acids)
Source: RefSeq, a predicted model, not a curated record